Messenger RNA from Saccharomyces cerevisiae S288C, 756 nucleotides. RefSeq names its product putative GPI-anchored mannoprotein (gene TIR2). The coding region runs from base 1 to 756 and encodes 251 amino acids. Lineage: Eukaryota; Fungi; Ascomycota; Saccharomycetes; Saccharomycetales; Saccharomycetaceae. Gene Ontology annotation, cellular component: membrane. Gene Ontology annotation, molecular function: structural constituent of cell wall. The record is from RefSeq and is marked reviewed. The transcript has a single exon.
AUGGCUUACAUCAAGAUCGCUUUAUUAGCUGCUAUCGCUGCUUUGGCUUCUGCCCAAACUCAGGAAGAAAUUGACGAAUUGAACGUUAUUUUGAAUGACGUUAAGUCCAACUUGCAAGAAUAUAUUAGUUUGGCUGAAGAUUCUUCAUCUGGAUUUUCCUUAAGCAGUCUGCCAUCUGGUGUUUUAGACAUCGGUUUAGCUUUGGCUUCCGCCACUGAUGACUCCUACACUACUUUGUACUCUGAGGUUGACUUUGCUGCUGUUAGCAAGAUGUUGACCAUGGUUCCAUGGUAUUCUUCCAGGCUUCUACCAGAAUUGGAAUCCUUGUUAGGAACUUCUACCACCGCUGCCUCUUCUACUGAAGCUUCUUCUGCUGCUACUUCUUCCGCUGUUGCUUCCUCCAGUGAAACUACUUCUUCUGCCGUCGCUUCCUCCAGUGAAGCUACUUCUUCUGCCGUCGCUUCUUCCAGUGAAGCUUCUUCUUCUGCUGCUACUUCUUCUGCUGUCGCUUCUUCCAGUGAGGCUACCUCUUCCACCGUCGCUUCCUCUACCAAGGCUGCCUCUUCCACUAAGGCUUCUUCCUCUGCUGUUUCUUCAGCUGUUGCUUCUUCCACCAAAGCCUCCGCCAUUUCUCAAAUCAGUGAUGGUCAAGUUCAAGCCACUAGCACUGUUUCCGAACAAACUGAAAACGGUGCUGCCAAGGCUGUCAUCGGUAUGGGUGCUGGUGUCAUGGCCGCUGCCGCCAUGUUAUUAUAA